ACAGUUCACGCAUUGGAGAAAACGUUGGAUCAUGAAAAUCAGGUUUUGUAUAAUAAAUUAGGAUUGCAUUGGCGUUUAGCGAGGAGGCCGGUCGAUUUGAGCUAUAGUAUGACUGAGUAUGUACUUCUCCUUGAAAUGCUUCCGAAGGCACCACUUCUCUUGCCCGAUUAA
This is a messenger RNA of Anisakis simplex (herring worm), 171 nucleotides long. The record is from the annotation of a GenBank genome assembly. NCBI's taxonomy places the organism in Eukaryota, Metazoa, Nematoda, Chromadorea, Rhabditida, Anisakidae.